AUGAUAUUGUCGCGAUUUAAGAUCCUCACUGCCGUAGUUGUGGUGGCACUCUACUUCCUCUUCUUCCGAUCGCCUACACCUCCACCCAGAGUAGCCCAGCGGCCUCGGAUUCAGCUCACAACAUGGCGCGACGGUAAGGGCCUGGCUGACAACGCGAAAGCAUCGGCGGUGCUUGGUGCCAUGGCCCACACCUUCAAGGGGUAUCACGAGAUGGCAUGGGGCAGCGACGGUGUUCGUCCCAUCAGUGGACGCAAAAGAGACGACCGGAAUGGCUGGGGCUGCUUCAUCGUCGACUCGGCGACUACCCUCGCGCUCAUGGGUAUGUGGGACGAACUGGAGCUGUCCAUACAGUUCAUCAAGGAGAUCGACUUCAGUCACCCGAAAGGGCUCGUAGAUCCUUUCGAAACGACAAUCCGAUACCUGGGUGGACUAGUGUCGCUCGUGGAUCUGAUCGACAUAGGCAUCGUGCCCGACCAUGUCGCAAGCAUGGAGGAUCGCGAAAGCAUCUUGCAGCAAGCUGUUGCCCUCACCGAGAAGCUAAGGCCCGCGUACGACACUCCCACGGGUAUGCCCUACCCUCGGGUGAACUUCAAAAGCAACAAAGGAGAGCCAGAUCCCCCGGUCGUCUACAUCAAAGACCCCACCAAAAUCAAAUACGACCAUCCCGCCAUUGGACCCGCGCGUGCCGGAAGCAAUAUCCUUGAACACCGCGCUCUCACGCGGUUGACACGCGACAAGUCCUACGCCGCCACCUCAUUGCGUGCAUGGCGGUCUCUCGUCUGGAACCCCCUUCCCGAGCCCUUCCCCGGCAUGGUGGACGCACCCAUGGAUAUCGUAACGGGAAUCCACGUCGGCAAGGACCGUCACUGGGACGCCGGCCACGACAGCUACUACGAGUACCUGAUCAAAGAAGCGAUCCUCGCGCCACAGGACGAGCAUUCCAAGCACUACGAACACCGAUGGCACGACGCGGCGCUCUCGCUCCGAGCGAAUUUGAGCAGCCGCUCGGCUCAUGCGCCACUCAAAAAUGAAGACAGCUACCUUAUGCUGCACCAGUUCAUCGGGAAGUACCUAGACGGCGAAGUGGUAAACGAGAUGUCGCACCUAGCACAUUUCGCGCCGGGCAAUCUGCUGCUAGGUGGCAGAUGGCUCUCAGCGCCUAAUCUGAUCACCUUCGGCCAGGCCCUCCUAGAAGGCUGCAGACACACCUACAAUGCCACCACCACAGGCGUCGGUCCGGAGAAGUGGGCCUGGACGCCGGCUCUCUCUUCGGCCAAGGGAUUCCUCGAAAAGUCCGCUGCGCGUUAUCCCGAAGAUCUGGAGAAUCAGGAUCAUCUGCAGAGGACGGGCUUCUGGGUUGCGAACCCCAAGUAUAAACUCCGUCCCGAGUAUGUAGAGAGCUUGUUCUACGCGUGGCGCAUCACGGGCGAGCAGCGCUACCGCGACUGGGCGUGGGACGCGUUCCAGGCUAUCGAUCGGCAGUGUAGGACGAAGUACGGAUAUGCGUCGCUUGCUGAUGUGCGGGUGGAAGUGGGCAAUGAUUUGGACGAGAAGGUGCAGGUGCAGGGAGGACUCAUCGAUGAGGAGGAGUCGUUUUGGGCGGGGGAGACACUGAAAUAUUUGUAUUUGAUCUUUGCAGACGUUCGAUUGGGGAGUUUGGAUCAGUUUGUGUAUACUACUGAGGGGCAUCCUUUGAGGAUUGUUGAUUAAGACACCUUACGAGAAGGAUAACACGAGAGGAAGUUGGAGGUUGGAUAAUGUCUGGUGUAAACAAGAAUGCAUAUGGACGUAUGAAUACUGGUUUAUAAUG
Pseudomassariella vexata is the source of this 1810-nucleotide messenger RNA. Its product is annotated as mannosyl-oligosaccharide alpha-1,2-mannosidase-like protein. The record is from RefSeq and is a predicted model, not a curated record. NCBI's taxonomy places the organism in Eukaryota, Fungi, Ascomycota, Sordariomycetes, Amphisphaeriales, Pseudomassariaceae. Gene Ontology annotation, biological process: N-glycan processing; carbohydrate metabolic process. Bases 1 to 1710 code for a protein of 569 amino acids. The transcript is spliced from 2 exons. Gene Ontology annotation, molecular function: mannosyl-oligosaccharide 1,2-alpha-mannosidase activity; calcium ion binding. Gene Ontology annotation, cellular component: Golgi membrane; endoplasmic reticulum.